Messenger RNA from Aspergillus nomiae NRRL 13137, 2940 nucleotides. RefSeq names its product AP-1 complex subunit gamma. The transcript is spliced from 5 exons. Gene Ontology annotation, cellular component: Golgi apparatus; membrane coat; AP-1 adaptor complex. Gene Ontology annotation, biological process: Golgi to vacuole transport; intracellular protein transport; receptor-mediated endocytosis. NCBI's taxonomy places the organism in Eukaryota, Fungi, Ascomycota, Eurotiomycetes, Eurotiales, Aspergillaceae. Gene Ontology annotation, molecular function: clathrin-cargo adaptor activity. The record is from RefSeq and is a predicted model, not a curated record. The annotation marks the transcript as partial.
UUCUUUCCCGUUCCUUCUUUUGUCCUCCUUUAAUUCAUAUCCUUCUUGAUACCCCGUUGGGGGUCCCUGUGGCCGCCAUGACAUCCCUCAAGCAAUUCAUUCGAAAUGUACGUUCUGCUAAGACAAUCGCCGAUGAACGGGCGGUGAUUCAAAAAGAGAGCGCGGCCAUUCGUGCGUCGUUCAGGGAAGAGAGCCAUGAUUCGGGCAUACGGAGAAACAAUGUUGCCAAAUUACUUUAUCUUUUCACCCUCGGUGAGCGGACGCACUUCGGUCAGAUCGAAUGCCUGAAACUGCUGGCGUCCCACCGCUUCGCAGACAAGCGAUUGGGAUACCUGGGCACUAUGCUGUUACUAGAUGAGAAUCAAGAAGUAUUGACGCUGGUGACAAACUCGCUAAAGAAUGAUCUUAACCAUUCCAAUCAAUAUAUUGUCGGGCUUGCCCUUUGCGCCCUAGGAAAUAUCGCCUCCGUCGAGAUGUCCAGAGAUCUGUUCCCGGAAGUCGAGUCUCUUCUUUCUACCGCAAAUCCAUAUAUCAGGAGGAAGGCGGCGCUGUGUGCUAUGCGGAUAUGUCGUAAGGUGCCAGACCUGCAGGAGCAUUUCUUCGAGAAGGCCAAAACCCUCUUGUCGGACAGGAACCAUGGUGUUUUGCUAUGCGGUUUGACUUUGGUAAUAGACAUGUGUGAAGCGGAGGAGGCCGAGGAAGGACAGGAAGGCGUGAUUGAGAUGUUCCGACCUCUGGCUGGUAGCCUCGUUCGUGCUCUAAAGGGGUUGACAACCUCCGGAUACGCCCCGGAACAUGACGUUUCUGGAAUCACAGAUCCCUUCCUUCAGGUCAAGAUCUUACGUCUCCUUCGAGUACUAGGAAGAGGAGACGCGGCAACAAGCGAACUGAUUAACGACAUUCUAGCCCAGGUGGCUACCAAUACUGAUUCAACAAAGAACGUCGGCAACGCUAUCCUCUACGAGGCGGUCCUCACCAUCCUUGACAUUGAGGCUGACUCGGGCCUAAGAGUUCUAGGCGUCAACAUCCUCGGAAAAUUCCUCACCAAUAAGGACAACAACAUUCGUUAUGUUGCUCUUAAUACGCUGAACAAGGUUGUCGCUAUCGAGCCCAACGCUGUGCAGAGACAUCGCAACACCAUCCUAGAGUGUCUCCGCGAUCCCGAUAUCAGUAUCAGAAGACGAGCCCUUGACCUUAGCUUUAUGUUAAUCAAUGAGAGCAACGUCCGUGUCAUCAUCAGGGAGCUUCUUGCUUUCUUAGAGGUCGCGGAUAACGAGUUCAAGCCUGCGAUGACUAGUCAGAUCGGCAUUGCUGCCGAUCGCUUUGCGCCGAACAAACGUUGGCAUGUCGACACGAUCCUCCGAGUCCUGAAAUUGGCUGGUGCCUAUGUCAAAGAGCAGAUUUUAUCUUCCUUUGUGCGUCUCAUUGCUACUACACCAGAAUUGCAAACCUACUCCGUGCAAAAGCUCUACAUGUCGUUGAAGGAAGAUAUCUCGCAGGAGGGUCUUACUCUUGCUGCCACUUGGGUCAUUGGAGAGUACGGCGAUAACCUUCUUGAGGGCGGUCAGUACGAAGAAGAGGAGCUGGUCAAGGAGGUCAAGGAAAGUGACCUCGUUGAUCUAUUCAACAAUAUUCUCAACAGUACAUAUGCAACACAAACGGUGGUCGAAUACAUUACCACUGCUUCGAUGAAGCUUACCGUGCGCAUGUCGGACCCAGCUCAGGUCGAGCGCCUCCGCCGCUUCCUGAAUAGCCGGACGGCCGACUUGAGCGUGGAAAUUCAACAACGAGCUGUCGAGUACACCAAUCUUUUCGGCUACGACCAGAUUCGCCGGGGUGUUCUUGAACGUAUGCCACCUCCCGAGAUUCGUGAAGAACAGAGGGUCCUGGGUGCUCCGGCAAAGAAACGCCAGAGCAAAAUCCUCAAGGACAAGACUAAGAAGGCCGUCAAACCGGCCGAGCAGGAUAUGCUUCUCGACCUCAUGGGUGGUGAUGCUCCGGCGACCAGCCCAAUUGGCAACGGGUCCCAGAAUACAGCCGACCUGCUGGCAGAUAUUCUCGGCGGGGACUCUGGGCUCUCGUCCCCUGCUCCCCAGCCGACGCAGAAGCCAGCACAGUCCAACACAGCUGCCAUCAUGGAUCUGUUUGGCUCCAAUGGAAACACCCCGUCGGCCGGUCCAGCUGAGCCGGCAUCUUCGUCUAUGGACCUCCUUGGAGGCCUUGGAUCCGCCGCGCCUACGGCAUCCACCCCUCCCCCCUCGGCACCCGCAGCCCCUGUCCAUGCAGCAUUCAAUAAGAACGACCUUUCUCUGACCUUGCAGGUCCAGCGGGGCAGCGGCGGCAAUGCACAGAUCCAGGCUCGUUUCCGAAACUCCUCGAACUUCACUAGUUUCUCCGGUGUUGGAUUGCAAGCCGCGGUACCCAAGAGCCAACGGCUUCAACUCAGCGCAAUCAACAAGCCCGAUCUCGAGGCCGGGGAUGAAGGUAUUCAACUACUGAAGGUCGCCUCUCUAAACGGAGCCCUCCCACCUAAACUCCGCCUCCGUCUGCGUAUCACAUACUCCAAGGACGGAUCAGAUCCCGUGACAGACCAGGUCGACUGGACCGAGCCGUAAGCCGAUCGAUCUUCAUAGAAAGGAUGGCUCCCCCACACCUUACCCCGUCAAAGACAUCAAUUGACAAACCAGCGCCCUACCUUAAUUAUAUCACAUCCCAUUUUCCAUUUCACCCCGUUACCUAGAUGGUUAUUUACCUUUUUGAAUGAAAGUGCUCUCCAAUCGCAUGGAGAAAAACGAAACUUCUUGAGUAUAAGCUAGGGGCUCUAUACGUAUGUGCUCAAUUGAGCGAGAAUGAUGGAAAACUGUCAUGCAUUCAUACCCUGUUGAUUUCCCGUCAUCUUUAUCACCAAAUUUUUCUCCGUUGCCCGUUCUAUUUUCGUGU